GGCAGCCUAAUCACCGUUACUUUUUGGUGGUGUGAUGGGGGUGCGGGGGAAGUAAGGUACGAGAUGACACUAAAAGCAAACUAAAAAUGGGAUGGAAAGGGAGUAAGAGAUUCUGUGGUGUAUGUAGGGGGCAGGGAAAAGGGACCAUGGGAAACAUGAAAAGUUUGGAUUUUGGGAAGACCUCAUCUUCCCCCCAAUAUUUUAUAAUGAAUACGUAAGUUGACUUAACUAUAGUAAGACGUCCCGGGUGAGUUGCUACCAUUGAUAUUUGGCAUCUUACAGAUACAAGACAGUCCACCACGUGUGAUGUUGACACGCAUGACGUCACGUUGACCCAGCUUUUGCGCAAAAUGCACAGGCAGUCGGCUGUUUCCGCUUCUUGGUGAAGAGAAUCAAGGUUUACAACAUGGAAUAAACGAACCUUAAGAUUAUAAUAACUUUUAGACCAGGUAGGUCAGGCGUAUGGCAGUAGAAUCCGAUAAGUAUGUCGACAGAGAAAGAAUCAGCCAAGCAAAACCAAUUCAAACUGUACUUGGUGAGGAUUUCGCCAUGUUGUCGUAUAGUAUGGCUCUACCUACUGCAAAAUAAGUUGCCAGUGGAAAUAUCAGAUGUGGACGUGCUUGAAGGUGAACACAAAAGUGAUAAUUUUACUGCAUUAAACCCCCACCAUGAAGUACCAGUAUUGGUGGAUGGUAAGACAGUCGUAUUUGAAGGAAUAGCGAUUCUAAGAUAUUUGGCCUAUAAGUACACUAGUUAUUCUGGCUGGGGCAAGACGUUGGGAGACAGAGCUAAUGUUUUGUCGGUCAUGAACUGGGCUUGCUGCAGUCUUCACAGGGUUCUUGGUUACAGAUACGUCUAUCCACAUUUUCUCGAAAAGUAUCACCUUAAAACACACGAUGACACCGAAAUAAUGGUCGAAAAGGCGGCUGAGCAACUGACAAAGCACUUGGAGGUUAUGGAGAAUUUUUAUUUGAAGAAAUCCCCAUUUUUAUGCGGCAAGGACCUCACUAUAGCAGACAGUUAUGCUGCUACUAUUCUUUGCCAGUGCGAGUGGCUGGACUUCGAUAUUGGCUUGUGGCCGCGUGUUUCAGCCUGGUUUAAGAAGGUCAAAGGUCAGGAACUUUGGGGAAAAGUACACGAAAAACACGAAGAAUUUUUGCAUCGGUUGAGUAAAUAUCCCCAUGAAUAGCAUCAAGAGUAAAAUAAACAUUUAAAUAUAUUGGAAUAUAUUGUUAAUAUAAAAGGAAGUUAGCAUGUAUAUGUUGAUAAAAUCUUAUUUAAGUAAUUAUGAAAACCUUUCUUU
This is a messenger RNA of Actinia tenebrosa (Australian red waratah sea anemone), 1303 nucleotides long. RefSeq names its product glutathione S-transferase theta-1. Gene Ontology annotation, biological process: glutathione metabolic process. The record is from RefSeq and is a predicted model, not a curated record. Gene Ontology annotation, molecular function: glutathione transferase activity. Gene Ontology annotation, cellular component: cytoplasm. Lineage: Eukaryota; Metazoa; Cnidaria; Anthozoa; Actiniaria; Actiniidae.